AUGGCACAGCCGAUUGAGAGCUACGACCCCAUUGGAACCAUCUUAGUCCAGGUCCAUGAUGAUCUUUAUGAACUAAAGGAAAAAUUAACAAGUUUCCCACUUGAAGAAAAAGGAAGGACUCUAGACAUUCAGGAUCUCGAAGCAGCAAUCAAAAGGACUGAAAUGGGAUUAAGAAUUCACAUUGAGAAGUAUUUAAAUGUUGUAAACCAUCGCGUGUUAAUGACUCCUAUUGAGGAUGAUAACUUAUAUUCUUCUCAGCCUUCCAAAUGGUAUCUUCCAGCUGUACUUGAUCAGAAGUCAUUUGUUUUCCCUGUGGAAUCUGAGGGUAGACUUUGGCAACCCCCAAAACAGCACACAUCAUUCCCACAUGGCUUUUCAAGAAUAAAGGAAAAGAUAGGGUUGAAUGUAAAAAUCAUGCAGGAUCCUGAAAACAUCCACCACAGAGCUGCUGUAAAUGCGAACUAUGGAAUCAGUUUGCCAUAUAUUAAUCAGAGAAAAGCUUGUGGCUUUUAAGUCUGCUAGAACAAGGAUUGAUUCCACCAACAGCAAAGAUUACCUUUCAAAACCCACCCAUUAUGCCGAGAGCAGCUCUUCUGCAUAAUUUUCAUGAAUCACAUAGGACUCCAACU
Condylura cristata (star-nosed mole) is the source of this 629-nucleotide messenger RNA. RefSeq names its product IQ domain-containing protein H-like. The transcript is spliced from 6 exons. NCBI's taxonomy places the organism in Eukaryota, Metazoa, Chordata, Mammalia, Eulipotyphla, Talpidae. The record is from RefSeq and is a predicted model, not a curated record. The coding region runs from base 1 to 513 and encodes 170 amino acids.